This is a messenger RNA of Ostrinia furnacalis (Asian corn borer), 1126 nucleotides long. RefSeq names its product MICOS complex subunit MIC27. Gene Ontology annotation, cellular component: MICOS complex. Gene Ontology annotation, biological process: cristae formation. Bases 110 to 853 code for a protein of 247 amino acids. Lineage: Eukaryota; Metazoa; Arthropoda; Insecta; Lepidoptera; Crambidae. The record is from RefSeq and is a predicted model, not a curated record. The transcript is spliced from 7 exons.
AACUGCUUACAUAACGUCAAAUUCAGCUGUCAAAUCAAGCAGCUGAUCAGCGAAAAUUUUACGAAAAUUAAUAUUUAUGUAAUUAUAGCAGUGGAACAUCUCAUUUGAGAUGCUGCGAAAGGUAGUUUUAGGGUCCGGGUUAUUGGCUUUGGUGCCUACUGUGAAGGCGGCAACUCCCGUGUCGAAUGAGCCGAGUGGUCCUGCGAAGCCUCCUCCCAUGAGGCCGCCUGACCUGCCCAUAUACGAAGCGCCACACGCUGAUUAUGGGGAGUUCAUAGAGUCCAAAUCAAAAGAACAGAAACCUGGUUACAUCAAAACUGCACUGCUGACUCCAGUGAAGGCGGUGCGAGAGCAGGUUCAAAAUGUUUGGGAACAAACAGACGCAGUUAAAAACACAGUGCAGGAGCACUACCAUGAGGCUAGAGAUAGAUCAGAUUGGAUUGUGCAAUACUUGCGUGAGGAAGAAAACAAGGAGGUGCGGUAUGGGGCGGUUGCAAUGGGAGGUCUCACUGGCUUCAUAUUUGGACUAAGGGGUGGAAUCAUCAGGCGACUGUUCUACACUGGCCUGGGUACCACCGGUAUGGGUCUAGUGUGCUUCCCAGAACAAACUAAAGAGCUGAUGAAGAGCAAUGGUGCACUCGCGAAACAGUACAUCAAUAUCGCAUACAACUUCUUAUAUGGAGUAAAACCGGGUGAUCCUCAACUCGAGGUCAAAUUCCCUGAGCUGUCUUUCCCCAAAGACUUCUCGGAGUUUGUCGACCUGACCGUGUCAAUGGCUGCAUCAGUGAAGCAGGCAGUCAUGCCGCCACCGUCUAAGGAACCCGACUCCAAGUCAGAGGAGAAAAAGGAUUAGAUUAUUUAUUUCGAGAAGACGUAGAAAGUCAAGCUGUUCCCAGUACGUAUACCUACCUAGUUACCUAGCGGUAGAUAGGCUCCCAGCUAGCUCAAAGAAUAUUUUUACCCCUAUGGUUUUUUACCUAUGAAAAUGUCACCAAGUAUUUCUUUAUUUUACAGCCACAUCUUAACUAUCAAGCAACAUACAAACAGCAAUGUAAACCUGUUAGUGAAAACUUAACUUAUUGUCUACUAGAAUACAGUGUAAAUUGAAAAUAAAUGUAUAUUUUUA